Messenger RNA from Sinocyclocheilus grahami, 1462 nucleotides. RefSeq lists its product as uncharacterized. The transcript has 4 exons. The record is from RefSeq and is a predicted model, not a curated record. The coding region runs from base 98 to 1462 and encodes 454 amino acids. Lineage: Eukaryota; Metazoa; Chordata; Actinopteri; Cypriniformes; Cyprinidae.
UUUUGUAUUAGCUUGUGUUAGGCUGUGACUCAUUUGCAAUGAAUGUGUUUUUGAUUUCCUCCAUAUACUAAUUAAUGCUUUUUACCUUGAGUGGUAGAUGGGUGUUCUUCCCACGUUUCCAGCUGGUGGUCUGCAUGAAAGAUCUCUCUUACAUUACAAAAGUUACUGCGGCUGCACCAAGGCACUUCUUCCAUUAACGACUACACACUGUGGUUCAGAACGCUGGCGGCGACUAGCGGGUGGAAUGAGACGGCUCUACUUAGCUUUUACCGGCAAGGAUUUAAUCCCCGUGUACAAGCUCAAAUGGCUAUCUAUGAUGAUUCCGUUGGACUGGAAAGCUUCAUGCAAAAAGCCAACCGAAUUUCCCAGCGUUUGUCCGCAUGCCACGCCACCGAAGCCGCCCACCAAUCUGUCAUGCCCGGCAUGGGUUCCCCAGUACCAGAGCCGAUGCAUGUUGACACCUCCCGGCUCACCCCUUCUGAAUGUGCUGGCCGUCUCGCGGCAGGGCUGUGCCUUUACUGCGCUGCGGUGGAUCAUUACAUCAGGACCUGCCCAGUCAGACCCCCACGUCCUGCGUCCCUGCCCUCGUCGACUCGGGCUCCUCGGGCAAUUUCAUAUCCCAGGACCUAUUGAAUCAUCUCCAUCUGCCCCGGAAACGUCAUGCCCAGGAGCUCCGAGUCGAGACCAUCCAGGGAAAACCGCUAGGACGGGGUCACCGACACUAAAGCUCAAGAUUGGCACUCUACACGAGGAGGAAAUCACGUUUUUGGUACUGGAGGGAUCCACCGUGGAUAUCAUCCUGGGACGCCCCUGGCUAGUUCUCCAUUCUCCAGAGAUCAGAUGGGACUCGUGUGAGGUGACUUGCUGGAGCGAGCACUGUCACCGCAACUGCCUCACGUCAUUACCACUCCGCUCCCAGGAUCUCACUCAGCUCAAGUUGCAUCUACCCUUGUCGAAAGCCCUGAACCUUGGGAGAAGGUCACGGUCCCAUCUGAUUACUUGGUGUUCCAGGAUAACAGCCUUCAGCACGGCCCCCAUCCUUCACCAUCCUGAUCCGGACAUUGCGUUCGUAGUGGAAGUGGACGCCUCCACCACCGGCGUUGAGGCCGUGCUGUCCCAACAUUACAGUGAGCCUCCUCGCCUCCAGCCUUGCGCAUACUAUUCUAAGAAACUGACCCCAGCAGAGCAGAAUUACGACAUCAGCAACUGGGAGUUGUUGGCUAUCAAACUCGCCCUGGAGGAGUGGCGGCACUGCCCAUUCAAUGGAACAUUGACGAGGACAUUCGAGCCGACACUCUUACCGAACCUGCUCCGCUGGGAGGCCCAGAAGGGAAAACGUAUGUGCCCACUUCCCAACGACAAUCCCUUCUGGGCUCAGUUCACAAUGUACCGGGCUCUGGACAACCAGGCAGCCAACGGACCCUCUCGCUCCUCCAAGCUCAGUACUGGUGGCCCAGUAUGA